AUGGUGGAGACGAUAUUGGGAUUAAUGAGGAAUUAUAUAUAUAAGCAGACGAACUACUAUCAUUAUUUCUGGCUGGACCGUCUAAGUGUGAGUAUGUCGAAGUAUCUGUUUAACUACAGAGAUCAUCUGAUAAAGUUAUCUCUGAAGUCGUCGAAGACGUUGUAUAGGCUAAACUACAACUACCACAACCCAGAGGAUUCUGAAGGUUCUAAUUACAAGAACACUAAUAAGUAUAGUGACCACGUUGAUAUAGUUAACAACUACGUACUGAGUAACUUCAACAACUCAUUCUAUAAGCUAUGGUCAUAUCUGAAUUGCAACUAUAAGCUGUACUCACUCUACUCUAACAACUGUAACAUUAACCCCUACUUAAAUAACGCCUCACCCAGUAUUAACAACGCACUAGACUCAGAUAACACACCUGAAUCAGAUAGUGGAUACUUUGACGAAACCGACGACUACAACCAUUUGUACAACCUUUUGGAUGAUUAUCAGAUAAUCAACUAUGAUAACCUUCUCAUACCGAUGAUUCUGCCACUGAAGCUCAUCUUCUUCAAUUUACACUACUACUCAAGUCACCAGAUUUACCUAAACAACCUCGAGGAAACAGCAAAUAAGGACGAUGUAGACAUACUGAAGAAGAUUGUGGAUAAUAUUAGGAAAAUAAGGUUCAUUUCACUACAUAACGCAAAGGGAAGAACACUCAGCACCUUUUAUACCAUGUCAAACAUCACGAUGAACGAACAUUUGAACCACUUAUCGCUCCAACUACUUCUAGAACCAGUCAAGAGUGAUUUGUACCUAUUAACUGAGCUUAAUACAAAUUUAUGUCCCUAUCAACUCAACAAGAACAUAACUACAAACGUGCUUAAUCUCUUAAUUCGGUACAAUAACUUGCAUAAACAGCGGAAAUUGGACAACAAAGACUCGGACAAUAAUUGGGUUAUUCUUUUGAGGCUUAUCAGGUACCUGAGCAGUUACUCAAAGUCAUAUGUUGAGGAGGCAUUUAACAUCAGACAGGACCACUUUGAGCUUUCUGAGAAGCUCCAAAUGCUCCUCAAGAUCAAGGACACCAAUAAUUCUGGAGGAAUUCAACCUCACCCUAUUCUCCCAAUUUACGCAAUUGCUCAUGGUUCCAGUAAUGACAAAUCCCAACCCUCAUAUUCAGUAUCACUCCAGCACACUUCAACACUAGCAAAGGAGUUCAUGUUUACCAAGAAUGAAAUAUUACUCAAUAACCUCAUUAAUAUAUACAACGUCUCAACAUUACAACUUACUACUUUUCACUCAAGUAAUUUGUUUGGAGAUUUAUUGAGUAUUUAUUGGUCUGGCGAUUCAUUGUGUUUAUGUGAUAAGUUUGGCUGGAUAAUGAUUUAUUACAUGAAGAACUUGUUAUACUUGAACAACGUUCCUUCAAAGAACGGAAAGAGUGAGAAGGAUCACGUGCCAAAUAGUAUACCUACGAUUUGCUUCAAGACACACUUGACUUCAAAUUACAUGUCCUGGCUUGGAGAAUAUUACGUACUGACAUUGGGUAAUGGGAUCCUGGAGGAAUCUAUAGAACGAGAUAUCAUAUUCAUUAAUCUCACACUAUUAAAUUCACAAAAAGAAUCCAAUUCACAAAAAGAAUCUACUUUACAAGAACAAGAAUCUACUUUACAAGAAAAUGAGCGAAAUUUAGAAAACCAAACCAAUUUACAAGAGGAAUCAAAAUUUCAAGAACCUAAAGAAUCAAAUUUCCAAGAGCAACACGAUACAAAUUCAUUUGAUACAACUUCUACAGAUUUUAACGUCUCAAAUACAGAUCCAAACCCUGAAAAUUCUGAUGUUGAGGUUUUAGAUAAUUCUGAAUUGAAAUCGGUGGGACGAGACGUUAUAAGUUCCAAGGGUUUGAAGAUGUUUUCAGAUAACAAUGUCCCUUGCAUAUGCAUUUGGAACCUUGUAGAAUACAGCAAUAACAAUAUUCCAAAGAUAAAAAUACUCAUGUCAUUUGUACACCCAGACAACAAAGAAACGAAAGAAAAGGAUGAAUUGCCAAAAGUGACGAGUAUUUUACCAAUUAAAAAUGACACAGUGACAAACGGCUCAAAAGAAGUACAACUAGAGUAUGAUCUCCUGCUGUUUGAUUCCAUGGGCCUUUUGAGAGUUUUUAGCGUCACUGACAUGGACAUCGUAUUCACCCACGCACUGGAAAACACGGCAAUAAUCGCAGCCUUCAUGUUACUCAACGGGAACAUAGUCACCGUUACCGAGGACAGUAAGAUUAAGGUAUACAAACUCGUAAGCCUGUACACAAAACCUCAGCUGAUAUUUGACACUGUUUCAAUUGUGAAGCAGCCACGCAGCGUGGUGAGCUCAUCGUCCUUCGUCUCAAGCAUCGGCGAGUUUAUCUCGCAGAAAUUCUCGAGAGAGAAGCCACAACAGCCACAGCAACCCUUAAAAGUAAUCAACGUCAAGUUGUACAGCAGACAAUUCAUUGCAAUUGUCUACUCGGACGAACAAGUUUCAACAACUCAGCUCCCAAACUUCGCCGUAUAUUAA
Messenger RNA from Theileria annulata, 2541 nucleotides. RefSeq lists its product as uncharacterized. The coding region runs from base 1 to 2541 and encodes 846 amino acids. NCBI's taxonomy places the organism in Eukaryota, Apicomplexa, Aconoidasida, Piroplasmida, Theileriidae. The record is from RefSeq and is a predicted model, not a curated record. The transcript has 3 exons.